AUGGCUCUUCGCCUUGUUGUCCACGAACUUCAACUGUUUAUGACCAGGGAGCAGAAAAGAAAGAUUGAAGAGUUCGAAACUCUUCAAAAUCGAAUUGAGCCGGAAUUCGAAGCGACAAUUUAUAAACCAAUGGUUGGGAUUUUCACCGAUCAUGAACAUACCGAUAAGGAGAUUGGCGAGAAAAUUGUGAGUUUUUCAAAACAAAAUUUGUAGGUUUUCGAAGCAAAAACCAAAUAAAAUCUGAAGAUUGGGAAAUUCAAAAAUAGCCUUGUUUCUUAAUGAGCCUUGAAGCCAAGCCAGUCUUUUGAGGGUCAGAUUGCUUUUUGUGAAAACAAAUCCAAAAAUAAUUAUUUUGAAACAAAAAAAUCCAGGAAAAAAGUGUACAUAAUCAAUCAUAUUGUAUUUUAUGCAGGGAAAAUUGGGGAAUAACGCUGUUUUUAAUUAGGAGCGCUUCAAAAAUGUUUUAUUUCAGCGCUCAAUGGAUGAAAUGACAGCGAAGAACGAGUUGGAAUUGGUGAUUGAUGAGAUCAACGAGUUGCUCAAUCAUCUCGACACUCUUUUUCAUGUUAGUAAUACUUUUCUUUGACUUUUUCUAAACUGAAGUUUUUCAGCAACUCCGUCAAUUCAUUUCAACAAACAAUCUCGAUUUGCAACCAAUUCAUUAA
Molecule: messenger RNA, 665 nt
Organism: Caenorhabditis angaria
Lineage: Eukaryota; Metazoa; Nematoda; Chromadorea; Rhabditida; Rhabditidae
Source: the annotation of a GenBank genome assembly